AUGGUUUCAAGAUUCAUUCACAAGUCAACAAUUGUCAGUGGUUGUACAAGAGGUGGUAGUUCAACCACAAUAAUAUCAUCACCUUCAAAUCAACUAUGUAAACUAUUAAAUCUUAAUAUCAACAACAAUUCAAUUAUAUUAUCUACUACAACCAUAUUGAACAAUGACAAUAAUAAUAGUAAUCAGAUUCGACAUUAUUCAUCAACUACAUCACAAAAAUCAGGUGGUGGGGGAACUACAGCGAGCAACACCAAAGUUGCAAAAUCCAAAUCGAUUGAAGAUGUAUAUCAGAAGAAGACACCCACUGAGCAUGUAUUGUUAAGACCCGACAGUUACAUCGGAACCAUUCAAACCAUUGAAGAUGAUAUGUGGAUGCUUUCUAAAUCAAUUUUUGGUAGUACAAAGAAUGAUAGUCAAUCUACAUCGUCAAAGAAGUUAAAGUCAACAGAUUCUACAGCAACAGUAGCAACAGUGGAUCCUUUGUAUAUUCAUUCCGUAAAGGCUAAAUAUAUUCCUGGACUAUUAAAGAUAUUCGAUGAGAUUCUAGUCAAUGCAGCCGAUAAUAAACAAAGAGACAACACGAUGUCCUAUAUCAAGGUGGAACUCGACCCGGUGUCUGGGGUAUUGUCAGUGGAGAAUGAUGGUAAAGGAAUACCGGUGGCAAUGCACAAAACAGAGAAUGUAUACGUACCAGAGAUGGUCAUGGGAAAUCUAAUGAGUGGAUCAAACUUUAACGAUUCCGAGCUGAAAGUAGUUGGUGGUAGAAAUGGUUUCGGUGCCAAACUUACAAACAUCUUUUCAAAACAUUUCAAAGUUGAAACCUAUGAUAAAAGUAAUGGAUUGAGAUAUUCACAGAGUUGGAGUGAUAAUAUGAGUGUUAGACAUGAUCCUAUAAUAGAAAAAGUUAGAUUAUCGAGUGAAUUUACGAGAAUAGAGUUCAAACCGGAUCUCGAGAAAUUCCAUUUGAAGAGUUUGGUUGGUGAAGAUAUUAUUUAUUUGAUGGAGCGUCGUGUCUAUGAUAUUGCAGGUUGCAAUCCAGAUAUCAAAGUGUCGUUAAAUGGUACACCGAUCAAGUACGACUUCCAAUCGUAUGCAAAGCUGUACGAACAUCAUCUCAGCAGAUCACAAGAGAAGAAUCUAUCGAAUCCACAGGAUAAUCUCACAUUUGGACAGAUUGGAGAUCGUUGGAAUAUCGGUAUUGGAACGAGUGACACCGGUCAAUUCACUCAGGUCAGUUUCGUCAAUAGUAUCAACACGUUGAAGGGUGGAUCACAUGUCAAUUUCAUUGCGGACCAAGUCAUUCGCUACAUUGCAGAGCGAAUCAAGAAGAAACAUCCGGAUUUGGAGGUGCGUCCAAUGAAUAUCAAACAUCAUCUCUCGCUGUUUGUCAAUUGUUUGAUUGAGAAUCCAUCGUUUGAUUCUCAGACCAAAGAGACACUCACAACCAAACCAAUCAAUUUCGGAUCCACUCCGGAGGUUCCAGAGAAGAUGUUGGAACAGUUUGUCAAGCAAUCGAAAAUCAUUGAUAAGAUUGCUGGUUGGGUGUUGAUGAGACAACAGGCAGAGUUGGUAUAUCAGUCGUCAACUCGUACCUCGAAAUCUACACUGGCCAAAAGCAUUCCAAAGUUGGACGAUGCCAACUGGGCUGGUGGUCCAAAGAGCAGACAGUGUACACUCAUUAUCACAGAGGGUGACUCUGCCAAAUCGCUUGCCGUUGCAGGUAUGAGCGUGCUCGGUAGAGAUAGAUUCGGUGUGUUCCCACUCCGUGGAAAGCUACUCAAUGUAAGAGAUGUCGCACCCAAACAGCUGCUUUCCAAUGAGGAGAUCAACAAUCUCACAAACAUUCUUGGUCUUUCUCACAAGCGGCGCUACCACGAUGAACAGAGUCUCUCUGAGUUGAGAUACGGAAAGGUGUUGAUUAUGACUGAUCAAGACAACGAUGGUUCACACAUCAAAGGAUUGUUUAUCAACUUUAUUCAUUACUUUUGGCCAGAGUUGUUAAAGGCCGAUUUCCUUGAGGAGUUUGUCACACCCAUUAUCAAGGUAUCGAAAGGUGCCGAUAGAAAGUCAUUCUUCACUAUCAACGACUAUCUCAAAUGGCAACGUUCACUUCCCGAUCAAUCAUUGAAGGGAUGGAAUAUCAAGUACUAUAAAGGUCUGGGUACCAACACCUCAGCAGAAGCCAAAGAAUAUUUUUCGAAUCUAAAGAAGCAUGUCAUCAAAUUCAAGUGGAACGAUGAGUCUGACCAUUUGAUUGGUAUGGCUUUCAACAAAGAUGCAGCAGACAAACGUCAACAAUGGUUGAUGGCAGCCGAUAUGACACAAUCGGUUGACCACUCCAUUAAGGAGCUAUCGUAUUCCGAUUUUAUCAACAAGGAGUUGGUACAUUACAGUUGGGCUGCUAAUCACCGUUCCAUUCCAUCAGUGAUGGACGGAUUGAAACCAGGUCAGCGAAAGAUCCUCUUUGCCUGUUUCAAGAGAAAUUUGACUCAUGAAAUCAAGGUUGCGCAACUCUCUGGUUAUGUUGCUGAACACACUGCCUAUCACCAUGGUGAGCAAUCACUGUCCUCUACCAUAGUAAAAAUGGCACAGGAUUUCGUUGGAAGUAACAACAUUCCAUUGAUUUCACAAGGUGGUCAGUUUGGUACAAGAUUGAUGGGUGGUGACGAUAGCGCAAGUCCUAGAUACAUCUUUACAAAGUUGAACCAAAUUACAAGAUUAAUCUAUAAUGAUUUAGAUGAAGAAUCAUUGAAUUUCUUGGAGGAAGAAGGAGAAUCAAUUCAACCAAGUUAUUAUAUUCCUAUCAUUCCAAUGAUUUUGGUGAAUGGAAGCAGUGGAAUCGGUGUUGGUAUGUCCAACUCUGUGCCAUUGUACUCACCAAUUGAUUUGAUCGAGUAUCUAUUGUUGAAGUUGUCGAAUCAGAGACAAAUGAAGAAAUUGAUCCCAUGGUAUCGUGGAUUCAAAGGAAAUAUUGUGAUUUCUGGAAAAUCAUUCAAGACCAGCGGUCUCAUCAAGAUCACCGGAAGAAAUUCACUCUCGAUCCGAGAGAUUCCAAUUGGAAAAUGGACAUCCGAUUACAAGCAGGUUCUAAAUGAUUUGAUUGAACAAGACAUUAUCAAGUCAUUCACAGAGGAGAAUACAGAGAAUACAGUAAACUUUACCGUUAGCACUACCUAUGAACAAAUGGAGAGGCUGGAGGAGAGCACAGAGAAUGAACUACUCUCUCUCUUCAAGUUGACUUCUUUGGUUCACCCGAAUCUCACACUGUUUGCGCCAGACGGCACCGUAAAGAAGUACGAGUCAGUGGAGGAGAUCGUUGAUGAAUUCUACGGUGUGAGACUGGAUGCCUACGUAAAAAGAAGAGAAAACAUCAUGAAGAAACUUCAACAACAAAUCGAUAAGCACAAAGUCACCAUUAACUUUAUCCAGUUGAUUGCCAGUGGAAAGGUCAAGAUUGGUGGUGUUUCAAAGGAUAAUGUUAUCAAGGAUCUCGAGGCAAAGGGAUUCCACUUGGAAGGAAAUCAACAACCAGAAGAGACUUUCACCUAUUUGUUUAAUCUGCCAAUUCUAGAGAUGACUCAAGAAAAGAUAACAACUCUAACCAAUCUUUACACAAAGAAGACCGAGGAAUUUAAUGCUAUUCAAGCACAGACCGCAGACAAUCUUUGGAAAACAGAUCUUUUGCAACUACGAGAUGCGCUAUUGAAAGACGCUUCCUACAAACGAGAAAAAGAAGUUGUGGAAAUCGCUCCGAAAUCAAGAAAGAGAACUACCAAACAAGAUGAUGUUGAUGAAUAA
This is a messenger RNA of Heterostelium album PN500, 3798 nucleotides long. It is a transcript of the gene top2mt, whose product is annotated as DNA topoisomerase II. Gene Ontology annotation, biological process: sister chromatid segregation; resolution of meiotic recombination intermediates; DNA topological change. The record is from RefSeq and is a predicted model, not a curated record. Lineage: Eukaryota; Evosea; Eumycetozoa; Acytosteliales; Acytosteliaceae. The transcript is spliced from 3 exons. Gene Ontology annotation, molecular function: ATP binding; DNA binding; DNA topoisomerase type II (double strand cut, ATP-hydrolyzing) activity. Gene Ontology annotation, cellular component: nucleus. Bases 1 to 3798 code for a protein of 1265 amino acids.